Ictalurus punctatus (channel catfish) is the source of this 2685-nucleotide messenger RNA. It is a transcript of the gene spata6l, whose product is annotated as spermatogenesis associated 6-like. Bases 1791 to 2567 code for a protein of 258 amino acids. The transcript has 7 exons. Gene Ontology annotation, molecular function: myosin light chain binding. The record is from RefSeq and is a predicted model, not a curated record. Gene Ontology annotation, biological process: spermatogenesis. Lineage: Eukaryota; Metazoa; Chordata; Actinopteri; Siluriformes; Ictaluridae.
UGUGUAUGUUUGUUCAUAUUCAGUAACCACUUUAACUUGCUCAGGGUUACUGUGGUUCUGGAGCCUCUCCUGAGAACAAUGGGAGGCGGGGAUACACACCAGUCCAUCACAGGGCAACAUGGACAUGCAUUUACACACUUGGGGAUAGAAACAGAAACAGGUUUGGGAGAUAGGAGAAAACUCGCAUGGACAAAGUGGAAAAUAUGCGAAACUCCACACGGACAGGAUUGAACUCCAGGACCCUGGAGCUGUGAGAUGGCAAUGCUACUCCUUACACCACCAUGUCAGUUUAUACACUAUACUGAGUGAUAAAAGUAGUGGCUCACUGAUUUAAGGUUCUAUAAAAUAGUGAUCGAAAGAUUGAAAUCCCAGGACUGCCAGGACGCAUCAGUUCCAGCUAUAAUGUGAGUGGCGAUGUAUCACUACACAGUCUGCUAAGAACUACAAUACAGAUUAUAUAUUAAACUGGGACACCACAGUUGCUUUUCAUUGUGUCACUAUGUGUUUGUGGUAACUCCGCUGUAUAAAAGUUUUUCUCCACAGCACUUUCCUAAACAGUGCUAUUGUUCACAAUAAAUGAGUGUAGGGUUAACGUGUCAGAAACUUUCCGAUUCUUAAAUACUAGAUGAAAAGGUUGAUUCUGAAAAUGAUAUUUUAAAAGAUAGACUCCAUAGGUCAUUUAUUAUUAUUAAGUUUUUUUUUUUUAAACAUAAUUUUGGUCUUGCAUGUCAAAUUGUUCUUGACUUUAAGGGGUUCAUCUGUCUGUAGAUAUUUUAAAUAUUCAAACAUUUAUGCUAUCAACUGGUACACUAUGUGGCAUCUGACCGUCACACAUGUGGUUCUUCCCCAAACUGUUGCCACAAUGUUGGAACCGCACAAUUGUCUGGGAUGUCUUUGUAUGAUGUAGUGUUGAGAUUUCCCGUCACUGUAACUAAAACGCCCAAACGUUUUCCAGCAUGACUAUGCCCUUGUGCAUGAUGUCCAUGAAGAAAUGGUUUGGAGUGGAAGAACUAGAGUGGCCUGUGCAAAGCCCUGACCUCAACCCCACUGAACACCUUUGGUACGAACUGGAACACUGACUGCACCACAGGCCUUUUCAUACAUCAGUGCCUGAGCUCAUUAAUGCUCUUGUGCCUGAAUGAGUAAUUUCCUGCAGCCAUGCUCCAAAACCUAGUGGAAAGCUUUCACAGAUGAGUGGAGGUUAUUAUAACGGCAAAGGGGGAAUAAAUCUGAAAUGAGGUUUUCAAAAAGCAACUAUGGGUGUGAUAGUUAGGUGUCCACAAACUUUUGGUCUUGCAGUGUAUAAUCCUGUGCAAGACACAAACGUAUUAAAAUUUUAUAUAUUGUGUAGUAUGAACAUAUACUCACUUUUCUACCUGGCUUUUGUGUACUUAAUAAAUUUUACACUACUUUUCCCUGUAGCAACUUACACCUCUGUUACUGGACGUAUCGUGAUUUAUAUUCCAAGUAUAUGAUAACUUUGUACUGCUUUCGGUUAGGCUGCCAUCAUUAAAAUACAACACAACUCUGAUUAUGUUUGUAUGAACGCUAACACAAUAAGGACUACAAAUCCCAACAACCCCAGUCAAACUUCCGGUGUGUAGUUCCUAGUAAAGGGAAAAUAAAAGUCUCUAAUAUAAAUACUAUGAAAUACCAUGGAAACAACGCUAUCUUAAAGACGCUAUCUUUAAUUUACAUCGCGCUAUAUUAGCUGGCUUAACGUUCAGAAAGUCAGUGUUUUCAUUUAUUAAAUAAAUCUGAACUUCUGAAUUACUGGACAUAUCUGAGCAAUGCCUCAGAAAGCAGCCAAAGUGGUGGUUGAAAUUUACGUCAGAGCGGUGACCUGUCCUGGAGUACACCUACCGGCAAAGGAUGACAUUUACCUCAGCGUGUGCCUGAUGAACCAGUACAGAAUGUCACAGUGUCUACCAGCUGUAUUCCCAUUACUAUUUAAGACGAAAAUGACGUUUGACAAGAUAUUCAAGUUUGCCAGUGAUCCUGCAGAUGUGGCUGAAAUGUUGCAAUGUGAAACUGUUAAACUUAAGCUCAUACAGCUGAUUCCCCCGGUUGGGGAAGUGUUGGCCGUAUAUGAGGAUGAUGCUAGAAGUUUUCUUUUCCCAGAGCCUAAGCUGGUGCCUUCUUUUUCUGGGGUAGACUGUAAGGUGCUAAUGACAAGAGAGCCCACUUUUCCUGGUAUUUCUCCAAGGUUAGAGUUCUCCACCAGGACAAAAAUCAAGAGUAAUAACAAGGAAAAGAGCAAAAUCGUCCAGGCAUCAGGGCUGCUUCUCUGCACUGGGAGAGACGCCGAGGUCCCGUUCCCUCUCUCCGUUCAAGAGCUCAGGUUCAAGCCGGUGUUGUGUGGAACUCCGUUUCCCCAUCGGGAUAGGUCCCCCCCCCCCCCGCCCAAACUGAGAAAAAAGUGCGCGCGCACGAAAACCUCGCCCCCGAGAUGCUGUGCUCGUACCACUGAGGUACUAUGGAAAGCCCUAAGGCUCAAAACUAACGUUUUUUUAGUGACUUUUAUCUGCAGAAUGUUGUAUUCCAGAAGUGAACGGCAUAUUUUAUGACUGUCUAGUUAUAUUUUGAAAAUUGGGUACAGAAUUUAUAUUUGUUGCCUUUUUUUAUGUCUUUAUUAACACAAACACCUACUGUUAUUUCAAUCAAUAAAUAAUGUUAUAUUUGUGA